AUGGAUUUCCAUUGGUUUCUAGCCAAUAUUUCUUGUAAACAAUUUUACAGUCGAUAAAAAAUAUAAUAUCGCUUUCUGAAAACCAUUUAUUUUCCGUUGCUUCACGAUACACGGAUACUACGAGUGAUUCUCGGAACUAAAAAUUGCAAAAAUUGAACAAAAUAAACAAGUAUUUCGGUAAUGAAAGCGUUACUACCUCAAUAUUUACAGUUGAUGUCUCUAUCAAUAAUCGCCGCAAACCAAAAAAGCCAGGAACCAAAUUUUCGGGUUCUCCAUGGAGUCGAUGAUUUAUAUAAUGAACACCCUUAUGUGGUCAGUUUGGAAAGCUCACGAAGUCAAUUUUAUGGAUUUGAGAUCUACAGACAUUGUUCAGGAAACCUUCUACAACCCCGAUGGGUUUUGACAACCGCACACUGUAUCAGUGCAAACAUCCGACGGGUGAGGUACGGUGAUAUGACGAUACCUCGCAACACCACUCGGGCACUGAAGAAAGUUAUAAAAGUUGUACCUCAUCCGAGUUACAAAGAAAUGAUAGAUCUAUAUUACAUGAUUAACAACAUUGGUCUUGUAUUGAUAGAAAAAAUAGAAAACAUGAGCACAUUCGCAAAGUUGUCUGCAAUAGAUUAUAAAACGUUCACGGGUGUUAAAGUGAGAUACGCUGGCUUUGGUUUUACAUUUGGGCAUGACGAAGAUUUCCUAAGUCAUAGACAAAAAGAUGAAAGCAAACCCUUGCAAAUAGGUGAAGGAUUAACAGUUCCUUGUUCUAUUGAGACACGAAUUAUACGACCACUUAUUUGUGUACGUCCAAAAUGCGAAAAUAAAGUACAAAAGUCUGCCUCAGGUGAUUCCGGUGGCCCAUUGCUGUUUAAUGGAAAAGUCAUUGCGAUUAUGAGCGGUGGUUAUGGCGUUGAAAGUUUCAAUACACCCGUAAGUCCUUAUUUGGACUGGUUGUCUGAUGUUAUGGAUGAAAAAAUUGAGCCAUUCCCAGUUUAUGUAUAGUGGACAGUGGACAUACAUUAUUAUUUUUGUUUUACGUAUUUGCCAAUUAUUAGUUAUGUGUACUUAUUAGUUAUGUUAUUAUUUAGAAAAUGUCUUAAGAGUUAUUGUAUCUAGAGCAUUUUUUAUUUUGAUAAAAAUACUGCUACAUAAAUAUUUUACUUGAACUACUACCCCAAAGAAAAAUAUAAAUAAAACAAACUGUUAAGUAUCAAAAAGUAAUAUAAAUAAUAACGCAGUAACCUUAUAAAAUAACAUAAAUGAUAAAAAUACUACUUUAAAGUAAAUAUUUGGAAUGUAAAUGUCUUUGGCAGUAAACUCUUACUAGUUCUCAAUUGAUUGGUGGGCGUACUUUUUUGGCAAAACUACCCAUUACGUUUCCAGGAGGGAAGUAGUUUGCUACUACAUAAACUUGUCCUUCUUUUGACUUAGCGAUGCCUACUCCAACUUCCUUGGUGUCUUCCCAAAUUACUUGUGUGAAAUGUCCAGAACCGAGACUGGUUGGCUCCCUGCCAAACGAGUGGUCUUUAAUCUCACUGUACCACUUAUCAACAGGAUCUUUACCAGAUACAGUAAAGUUAGGAUCUGAAGACCAC
Molecule: messenger RNA, 1592 nt
Organism: Ostrinia furnacalis (Asian corn borer)
Lineage: Eukaryota; Metazoa; Arthropoda; Insecta; Lepidoptera; Crambidae
Product: trypsin-like
Exons: 1
Coding region: 181-999 (272 amino acids)
Biological process (GO): proteolysis
Molecular function (GO): serine-type endopeptidase activity
Source: RefSeq, a predicted model, not a curated record